Molecule: messenger RNA, 501 nt
Organism: Humulus lupulus (European hop)
Lineage: Eukaryota; Viridiplantae; Streptophyta; Magnoliopsida; Rosales; Cannabaceae
Exons: 1
Coding region: 1-501 (166 amino acids)
Source: RefSeq, a predicted model, not a curated record
AUGGACUGGUGGGCAUACGCAGUGCAACAAAAUUGCAGCUGGUAUUGGAAGAAAAUUGUUGAAAUUAAGGAUCUCUUUAGAGCUAAAUUGGAUAAAUCAGCGUUUAUGGCAGUGCAAUAUAGUAUCCAAUCCGGUUAUGAUAUACUAUAUGACCAACAUAUCAAGGUACAAUGGAGUAAAUUUGUAUGGGAGAGAUGUAGUAUUCCGAAACAUAGAUAUAUCCUUUGGUUAGUACUGCAUCGGAAGUUGAGAACCAAAGAGCAUCUCAGCAAAUACUUUCAUGCGAUGGACACAGUAUGCCUGCUGUGUGGUGAUCACAAGGAAGAUAUUACUCAUCUAUUCUUCCAAUGUACUUACAGUAAAAUCUGUUUUGUGAAGAUGAAGGAGUGGAUUGGCUGCCAAGCACAAACAGAGCAUUAUCAAGCAUUAUUGCAAUGGAUUUCUAAAGCAAAACACCUCAGCAAACUCAGGAAAGGAUUUUUUAUAGCUGCUGUUACUUGA